AUGUCAUUGAACAACAAACACGGAGAAUGUGUUGACAAUGUGGCACUCAAACUAUAUAAGAAGAAAGAAUUGGAUGUGGCAACAGAACACGAUAAACCAUCAACAAACAUAAUGCAUGAGAAAGUAUUAACAAUAAGGACACUCAGACUAUAUAAGAAGAAAGAAUUGAAUGUGGCAACAGAACACGAUAAACCAUCAACAAACAUAAUGCAUGUCCAAUAUCUGUUUGUCAUUUUCCUGAUAACUCUGGAUGUUAUUUUAUCUCAAGCCGCAACAGGUCCUUCUGAAGAUGAAGUAGUAGAAAAAUUUGAAGAAAUUAAAGCAACAAAAGAAUUUCAAAAAGCUAAAGAAAAAGUUAUAGAAUCAUUAUCAGAUAGGAUUGAUAAAUAUGUUCUGGACCACUUUCGUAAAAAUCAAUAA
This is a messenger RNA of Schistosoma haematobium, 420 nucleotides long. RefSeq lists its product as uncharacterized. The record is from RefSeq and is a predicted model, not a curated record. The coding region runs from base 1 to 420 and encodes 139 amino acids. Lineage: Eukaryota; Metazoa; Platyhelminthes; Trematoda; Strigeidida; Schistosomatidae. The transcript has 4 exons.